Messenger RNA from Paramecium sonneborni, 327 nucleotides. NCBI's taxonomy places the organism in Eukaryota, Ciliophora, Oligohymenophorea, Peniculida, Parameciidae. The record is from the annotation of a GenBank genome assembly.
AUGCAUUAAAAGUCCCUAAAUAUAUUACGAAACCCAUUCUAAAAUUUGAUAUAAUUGCAUCCACAAAGAGCAAAGCAAAAGGAGAUAUAAAAUGACUUAUACCAAAUUGCAUAGGAUAAAUAAAAGUUAAAUUAGCCUAAAAGUCGAUUUACCAAUAUAUCAAUACUUCGUUAUAAAUAUUGUAGGUUAUGUUCUUUCCUGCAAUCUAAAAGGAAUAGCAUAGCAUACAAAAAAAACAGCAAUAUAGAAGCUUACCUAUAUGCUAAAAUUUUUGAAUUUUAUCCUUUUCUAUCGAUUCCAACAUUUUACUUUACAAAUAUAUUUUGA